Molecule: messenger RNA, 4896 nt
Organism: Syngnathoides biaculeatus (alligator pipefish)
Lineage: Eukaryota; Metazoa; Chordata; Actinopteri; Syngnathiformes; Syngnathidae
Gene: rabgef1l
Product: RAB guanine nucleotide exchange factor (GEF) 1, like
Exons: 9
Coding region: 148-1668 (506 amino acids)
Biological process (GO): vesicle-mediated transport
Cellular component (GO): endocytic vesicle; cytosol
Molecular function (GO): guanyl-nucleotide exchange factor activity; small GTPase binding; zinc ion binding
Source: RefSeq, a predicted model, not a curated record
CACAGUCAACCGACAAAAUGGUGGACACUGGCAGUGGGCUAACCGAGAAGCUAAUGUAAACAUUCCACAUUACAACCGCCAGGAGCUGGAACAACGUUGAGUGGCAACUUUGCCCAUCCUGCGGAUGACACUCUCCUUUGAAGCAUAAUGGCCCAUCGGCCUGAACGACGUCGGAUCCAUCUCGACCAGUCCGAGCUGCUAUGUAUAAAAGGAUGUGGUUUUUAUGGCAACACAGCUUGGCAGGGCUUGUGCUCCAAGUGCUGGCGAGAGGAAAACCAGCGAGAAAAGCAAAAACAAAUCCAGGACGACUGGGCUCUAGCUGAGAGACUGCAGAGAGAGGAAGAGGAAGCCUAUGCAACCAGACAUCAACAGGCCCAGUCACAGCCCUCUGUCACGCCUUUCAGCAAGUUUGAGGAACGGAAGACCAGGGAAAAGUCAAGCAAGGUCAACACUGUGACCAGGUUUUUCACUCCCUCCAUCAAAAUACCACCAAAGAAAGAUGCUGCCACCCCUUUAGAUGCUCAGUCCAGCAGCCCAAGCUCCAGCUGCACAGCAAGCCGACCCUCCUCUGCGGACACCGACCAUGCAACAAGGGAGUUCAUCGAUUUCCUCAGACCUCUGAAAUAUGGCCGGCAAAUUUUCAAACAGUGUCGUGCUUUUACAGAGAGCAUGGCCUACAAACGAGACACACAUGCUGAUGACAUGUCUGAAUGCGUCCAGGACUUCUACCAAAAUCUCUCGGAACGCCUUCACACUCAGUUCAAAGGCUCCUCAGACUACGUAGAGGGCAUCAUGGACGAAGUAGAAAGAUACAUGAUGACACGUCUUUACAAGGAGGCUUUCUGUCCUGAAACUUCAGAUGAUGAGAAGAAAGACCUGGCCAUUCAGAAGAGAAUUAGAGCCUUGCAUUGGGUCACCAUCGAGAUGCUGGGUGUUCCCGUUGACGAUGAGAUCCCCGAGGCUUCCGACAGCGUGGUUAAAGCCAUCACAGAUGUGAUCGAAAUUGAUUCCAAGCGGGUACCCAAAGAGAAGCUGGCAUGCAUUACACGGUGCAGCAAGCACAUCUUCAACGCCAUCCGGAUUAGCAAAAAGGAGGCGGCGUCGGCUGACGACUUCCUGCCCACGCUCAUCUACAUUGUGUUGAAGGCGAAUCCCCCACGGCUUCAGUCCAACAUCCAGUACAUCACUCGCUACUGCAACCCCAGCAGGCUUAUGACCGGAGAGGAUGGCUACUACUUUACUAAUCUGUGCUGCGCCGUCGCCUUCAUAGAGAAGCUGGAUGGGAAGUCGCUCAACAUGACCUCAGAGGAGUUUGACCGGUACAUGUCUGGGGGCCAGGCAUCCCCCAGCCACCAGCCGGCGGGCGGUGCCACGCUCAGCCAGGUCCACAAGCGUCUUGACCUGCUGACGGGCCUGGGUCAGCGACAGGAGCUUGUCAUGGAACAAGCGCGCCAGCUGGAGAGCGACCUCAUCGACUGGACCGACGAAGUGGAGCAGAAGGUGCAGAGCGUCCUGGACGCUUUCGAGACACAGAACCCUUCCGCCGUUCCCGGCGCCACCACAAGUGUGGCAAAAGGCUCGCCGACGGCAUCCUCAGCCAUUGAUUCUGAUAACGUUGAGAACGAGCACUUGCCACCGCCACUAACCCCGCAAGUGUUUGCUGGUUGAUUCGAGUGGAACCAUGCCACUCAGCCAUCCAUCCAUUCAAAUUAGACGGCCUGAAACUCCUCCUGAUAUUUGACAGGAUUAACCCAUCAUUAUUGGGGCACACUUUUUAUUCUGUGUGCCCAAGACAAGAACAAAAGGUGAGGAUAUGCCUUACAAAAAGUUGGGGAUUUUUGGCUUUUAGGCGAAAUUUCAGGAUGAACCUAAAAUGCACUAUAACCUUAUCAAUCCAUCCAUCUUCUACCACUCAUCCAACAUCUGGUUGCGGAGGCAGUAGCUUAACUAGACUUCCCUCUCCCCAGCCUCCUCAUCCAGCUCUUCCGGGGGGAUUCCAAGGCAUUCUCAGGCCAGCCGAGAGACGUAGUUUCUCCAGCGUGUGCUGGGUCUCCUUCCAGUGAGACGUGCCCGGAACCACCUUACCAGGGAGGCGUCCGGGAGUCAUCCGGAUCAGAUGCCCGAGCCACCUCAUCUGGCUCCUCUCAAUGUGGAGGAGCAGCAGCUCGACACUGAGCCCCUCCCGGAUGACUGAGCUUCUCGCCCUAUCUCUAAGGGAGAGCCCAGACACAACUCUGCGGAGGAAACUCAUUUCAGCCGCUUGUAUCCAGGAUCUUGUUCUUUCGGUCAUGACCCCAAUGCUCACGACCAUAGGUGAGGGUAAGAACGUAGAUCGACUGGUAAACUGAGAGCUUCCCCUUUGAACUUAGCUCCCUCUUUACCACAAUGGAACGGUACAAAGUCUGCAUCACUGCAGACGCUACACCGAUCCGCCUGUCCAUCUCCCGCUCCCAUUCUUCCCUCACUCGUGAACAGGACCCCAAGAUACUUAAAUUCCUCCACUUGGGGCAGGAUCUCAACCCCCACCUUUUUCCUACUAAGGACCAUGGCCUCAGAUUUGGAGGUGCUGAUUCUCAUCCCAGCCGCUUCACACUCUGCUGUGAACCGCUCCAGUAAGAGUUGUAGAUCACAGUUUGAUGAAGUCAACAGAACCACAUCAUCUGCAAAAAUCAGGAAUACUGAGGCCACCAAACCGGACCACCUUUACGCCUCGGUUCCGCCUAGAAAUUCUGUCCAUGAAAGUUAUGAAUAGAAUCGGUGAUAAAGGGCAUUCUUGUUGGGAGUCCAACCCUCACUGGAAACUUGUCAAACAAACCCCUCGGCCACGAAAAGGUGAUGGCCUCCAGGAGGGGGCACUAUAACCUCUAUAGGUAAACUUAGCUGACCUUUUAAAAACUUCUGAAUGUCCAAAUGUUCAAUGUUUCUGGACUUUUUGCUUAACUUACUGUUCUUUAAAAAGGUACUGUUGAUAAAUAUUUCUGCCACAGAAAGCCUUAGAAGUGGAUGUCUUUUAUUCUUUUUUUAUUCACUGAUCAAUUAUUGGUUAAAACACUUCUGAAGUUUGCCAUUCUUCUCAUGUGUACAGCGCAAGUUAUGCAAACAGUACCCGAACACUGGACAGUUGGACGUGCGUUUAAAAGUUUGAACAAAGACAAAAUUCAGUUUUAAACGUUACAGUACUUUUUAUGUCAUCCUGUAAUCUCAUCAAAACCCGAAUAUGUCUCUAACCUUUUGUGGGUGGUGUAUUUUACCAGAGGUCAAAACUAUCACUCUAGUCUGCGGAAAACUGUAGCGCCAAGACAUGAGCAGCAUGUAAAAUUGGGCUUGUGGUUGAAAUCUCCCAUGAUGCAUCAGGCUAACGCCCUCUGCCGCCACAUCCAUCCAAAGUGCAUCAUUUUUCUAGUUGUUAGCGCAGUGGAACCUCAGCCCACCGCACUUGCAUCUGUUAUACUUAGUUGACCUCUGAUUUGAUUGACUUGAUUUGAAAUAUGAAUGAAAGUAACCACUGAGGUUCUGGGUUCAAAUCACAGCUCUUCCAUUUUCUUGCUCCUCAAAACACGCAUGAUGGAUAAAUUAUCCAUCCAUCCAUCCAUUUUCUGAGCCGCUUACCCUCACGAGGGUCACGGGAGUGCUGGAGCCAAUCCCAGCUGUCAUCGGGCAGGAGGCGGGGCACACCCUGAACUGGUUGCCAGCCAAUCGCAGGGCACAUGGAGACAAACAGCGGCGCUCACUAUCACACCUUGGUGCAAUUUAGUGUCCAAUUAAUGUUGCCUGUUUUGGGGAGCGGGGGGGGGGGGGGACCGCAGUGCCUGGGGAAAACCAAACCAACACGGGGUUUUGCAUGCAAACUCCACACAGGCGGGGCCGGGAUUUGAACCCCUCAGAACUGGGAGUAGUUCUCUUUACAACUGCGCCACUGUGCCGCCUUCGAUGAAUUAAUGAUUUUAAAUUAAGUUGUUGACUUUUGAGGUUCCACUGGGCUAGUUUUUUAAACCCAUAUCUUUAGAUUGAAUUUUAAGAAUGUCGUCAGUCAUUUGGAUUCUUGUGCUUAUGUGUGCAUGUGUGCUGCAUGAAUGUUUUUCCAUUUAGGUCAAACAAUGUUCAUAAGGCCUCCCCCAGUAUUCAGCAACUGACUGACAAGUGUCACACUAAAAGAGAUGCUCGUGGUAUCCCAGUGAUGUUAAUUGCAACCGAAGCCUUUCGAAAAAGGUUUCUCUUUCUCCUAGAACAACCAUCUUGAAUAUCUGUAAUCAGAAUUAGUUCUUUUGAAGCACUUAUGAUUUUAGAGAUGGCAUUAUGAAGGAUCGUGCAGACACUGUAUUCCCAGGUGUGCCCUGUAGUGGCACCACCCAUUUAGACAUUGUAUGUGUAAUAUUCAUAUUUUAAAUAAUUUUCCUAUGGGUGUUUUGCUCCCAUAUAUGGUGUGUUUUUUGUCCCCUUGAUUUGAGAUUAGACUUUUGAAUUUACAAGCUCUGUACUGUUUUUAAAGCACUCCAUAAGUUAUGGGGAGGGGGGGGGGUAUUACCCCCAAUGGCCACAACAUUAAGUACAGCAACAGAAUCCGAUGAGUCUAUCCAAGAACUGAUUUAUUUUUUUUUAAUGCCUUUUCAAAGAUGAUAAUUCUCAUUUUUCAUGGACACUCAUAUUAGUCAUUAUUUUUCAGUCAAGUAUUAUAUUUUUGUAAAGGAGAACUUGUGUGUGGGGGGGGGGGGGUGAGCCUUGAGAGCAGUAUGUCUAAAACAUCCUUAUAGGUUUGUUAUUGUAUCAUAUUUGAGAAUAUAAGUCAACACUGUCCUUUAUUUAAAUGUAAUUUAUUGGGGCAGAGGUGUUUUCUUUGCAUCAAUGGCUUUGACGGUGACAAUAGGGUUAUAAUAUAAUAAAACCUGAAAGAAGAAC